Saprolegnia parasitica CBS 223.65 is the source of this 1152-nucleotide messenger RNA. RefSeq lists its product as hypothetical. Lineage: Eukaryota; Oomycota; Saprolegniomycetes; Saprolegniales; Saprolegniaceae. The record is from RefSeq and is a predicted model, not a curated record. The transcript is spliced from 10 exons. Bases 1 to 1152 code for a protein of 383 amino acids. Gene Ontology annotation, molecular function: protein binding.
AUGGACCGAUCCGCUGAGGUCGCUGCCUUCCAGAAGCUCAUCCCUGCCGCCAACAUCGAGACGUGCACGCAUGAGCAGCUCCAGGCGUCGCUUCAGGACACGCGCCAGCGCAAGCUGCGUCUGCGCCUGCGUUUUCCGGACGAGUACCCCCGCCGUGAGCUUCUGAUUGAGAUUCUGAGCACGUCGCUGCCCGAUGUGGCCCUGCGCCGCCUCACCAAGUUUGCCGAUGCGAAGGCGACAGAGCUUAGUAAAGAGGGCUUGCCCCAGGUGCAGGCGAUCGUUGAAUUGGUGCAGACGUCGCUGGCCGAGAACAAGCUCCUCUUCGCCUUCGACGAGGUGCGCCAGCUUCGCCUGCUGGCGGACGCCAACGGCGGCGAGAUGAAGCUCGUCAACGAGCGUGCGGGGCGCAUCAAGGUGCUUCUGCGUCAGGGGCCCUACUUCUUCCAGGUCAACGUCAAGCUCGACGACCACUACCCCGACUCGACGAUUCGUGUGGUGUGCGACGAGUCCAACUUGCCACCGAAUGUCGUGGACGCCAUCGUCAAGCAAGCCAACGACAUGGCCCGGCGCAUCACGCUUGGCUACACGGCUGACCAGGCGCUGUACGCCUCCAACCCGCUCAAGAAGCCGCUGAGCCUCCUUGCGCCGCCCGAGCCCACAAAGAAGGCUGGGGCGAAGAAGUUUGGCAAGGCCGCCAAAGCCGCCACGUCGCCCAUCGUCAUCAAGGAAGCGCCCAAGGAAAAGAUUGCACCGCUCUACUACGCCGAAGACGGAGGCAUUCUGCAUCGGUCGCCGCUCGAUGAAGCCGUCAAGAGCAUCCUGCCAGUGGUCAAGACGUAUCUGUGGGAAACCGUGCUCAAGUCCCUGCCGUCCACAGCGUGUCCGGAGUGCGCACAGCUGGUGCUGCCAACCAAUCCGGCGACAGCGCUCGAUCCCAACGCGGUGCCGCUCCAGGCGUACUGCGGUCACUGGUUCCACACCGAGUGCCUCGGCAAGAAGCUGCAGUCGCCGCCGUUCGCACACCCGUGCGUGGCGUGCCACGUCAUUUUGCACCACCCCAAGUGGCCGUCGGACCUCGCCGAGCUCUCGACGCGCUACGAGCGCGAGCAGCGCCUCGAGCGUGAGAUCGCCGAAAUUGCCGAUAUGUUUUAA